Messenger RNA from Rhizopus microsporus ATCC 52813, 2651 nucleotides. RefSeq names its product P-loop containing nucleoside triphosphate hydrolase protein. Gene Ontology annotation, biological process: cellular response to heat. Gene Ontology annotation, cellular component: mitochondrial matrix; cytoplasm. The transcript has 9 exons. NCBI's taxonomy places the organism in Eukaryota, Fungi, Mucoromycota, Mucoromycetes, Mucorales, Rhizopodaceae. Gene Ontology annotation, molecular function: ATP binding; ATP hydrolysis activity. Bases 75 to 2585 code for a protein of 836 amino acids. The record is from RefSeq and is a predicted model, not a curated record.
UGGUUGCUCCGCAUAAAUUCACCAGCACUUUCUAUUCUUUCUUUCUUUUUCUCUUGUUUUCUUGUCUUUACAUAAUGUUAAGACUAUCUCAACGUAGCAUUCUUCGUAACACAACAUCAUCAACAGUAACAAAAAUAACGCGUCGUUCAUUAUACUUGAAUGACGUGAAAAAGUCAUGCAAUGUCAAAAUUCCUUCUUCCACUAUUGCAAUCACUUUAAGACAGCAGCACUGGAAAACAAACAGUGGUCUACUCUAUAACUCAAAGAGACUCUACAAUGGUGGCAUGCCUCAAGGUGGGUUUCGAUUAAAUCCAAACCAGGCUCAGGAACAACAAAAGGCACUAGAGCAAUAUGGUAUUGAUCUUACUGCGAUGGCAGAAAAGGGCAAAUUAGACCCUGUUAUUGGACGUGAUGAGGAGAUUCGAAGGACACUUGAAGGCUUGGCUCGACGUACAAAGAACAACCCAGUACUUAUUGGUGAAGCAGGUGUUGGUAAAACUGCUAUCGCUGAAGGACUUGCCCAACGUAUUAUCGCUAAUGAAGUUCCUGAGUCUAUUCAAGGAAAGCGAGUAAUUGCAUUAGAUUUAGGAGCACUUGUGGCUGGUGCUAAAUACAGAGGAGAAUUUGAAGAUCGGUUGAAAGGUGUACUAAAGGAAGUCUCUGAAUCUGAGGGAAAGAUUAUCUUAUUUAUCGACGAAAUACACAUGCUUCUCGGCCUAGGAAAGUCAGAAGGAGCCAUGGACGCCGGUAACCUGCUCAAACCUGCUCUUGCAAGAGGCCAACUUCGCUGUGUAGGUGCAACAACUGUUGAUGAAUAUCGCAAGUACAUCAUGCAGGAUCCAGCUUUAGCGCGACGUUUUCAGCAGGUCAUGGUAAACGAGCCUUCAGUACAAGACACUAUUUCUAUUCUCCGUGGCCUUAAGGAACGUUAUGAAGUACAUCAUGGUGUACGUAUCUCUGAUGCUGCUAUUGUUGCAGCAGCCCUUCAUUCACACCGAUACAUCGCAGAUCGAUUCCUUCCAGAUAAGGCUAUUGAUCUACUUGAUGAAGCCUGCUCAAAGCUUAGACUACAGCAAGAAAGUAAACCAGAGGCUCUUGAAACUUUGGAUCGUCAAAUUAUGACAAUUCAGAUCGAAUUGGAAUCUUUGCGCAAAGAAACAGACGUCAUGUCGGUUGAGCGAAGAGAAAAGCUAAAGGCUGAUCUUGAAACAAAGCAAAAAGAAAGCGAACGGCUGUCAGCCAUUUGGAACCAAGAGCGUAAAAAAUUGGAAGAUAUUAAGCGAGUCAAAGAAGAGUUAGAAAAGGCGCGUGUUGAAUUAGAAGCAGCUCAAAGAAACGGUAACUUCCAGCGUGCCUCUGAGCUUCGUUAUGGUGUCAUUCCUGGCUUGGAAAAGCAGCUUCCGACAGACACAGCAGAAGAAGAGAACCCUGAGUCGCUUAUUCAUGAGCGUGUGACAUCAAAUGACAUUGCACGCGUAGUAUCGCAUAUGACGGGUAUUCCAGUAAGAAACCUUAUGAAGGGUGAACGAGAAAAGUUGCUGCAUAUGGAAGAGGUCUUAUCGGAGCGUGUUGUUGGUCAAGAUGAGGCAAUCAAGGCUGUAGCAGAAGCUGUUCGCCUCAGCCGAGCUGGUCUUCAAAAUCCAUCUAGACCCAUUGCUUCUUUCCUAUUCUUGGGACCUACAGGUGUGGGCAAGACUGAGCUCUGUAAGACAAUUGCAAAAUUCCUGUUUGAUACAGAGAAUGCCAUUGUACGAGUUGACAUGUCUGAGUAUAUGGAAAAAUUCAGUGUUAGUCGUUUGAUCGGUUCUCCUCCAGGAUACGUCGGACAUGAAGAAGGCGGCGAACUUACUGAAGCGGUUAGACGUAGACCUUACGCUGUUGUCCUCUUGGAUGAGAUGGAAAAAGCUCAUAGAGAUGUUUCCAACAUUCUAUUACAAGUCUUGGAUGACGGUAUCUUGACGGAUACAAAAGGCAGAAAAAUCGAUUUCCGCAACACAAUUAUCAUCAUGACGUCUAACCUCGGCGCGGAAGCUUUAGUAUCAGAUAGCGGGGUUAGUGGUGAAGUGAGUCGAAUGGCUAAAGAACGCGUACUUGAUGCAGUUAAGCACUCAUUUGCACCAGAAUUCAUCAAUCGUAUUGAUGAAAUGGUCAUAUUCAACCGCCUAUCAAAGGAAGCUCUUAGAGAUAUUGUCGAUGUUCGCUUAAAGGAAAUUGAGGAGAGAACAAGUGAUCGCCGCAUAAAGAUUGACGUUGAUGUCAAGGCUAGAGACUGGUUAGGCGAGCGCGGAUAUGAUCCUGCCUAUGGUGCACGUCCUUUGAACCGUUUGAUUCAAAAGAAGCUCUUGAACCCACUGGCUCGCUUAUUGAUCGACGGAGGUAUCCGUACUGGCGAGACGGCAAAAGUAACGGUUGAAAGAUUACCCUCUGGCGAAACAGAUUUAGUCGUUCACCGUAAUCAUGAACCAGGCACUGCCUCUACAGAAGAGAAAAACUUGAUUGAAGAGAAGAUGGCACCUGUUGGUGAUCAAGAAUCCGUCAUUCAAGAGGAAGAGGAAGAGAGCAACAAGAAAGAUGACCAAGCUUAAUUUUAUUUGUAAAAUGCGGAAUUUAAGUUGUCUGCUUUGGUUUUUCUUUUUUUCUUUUUUUUUUUU